AUUACUAGUAAAGAACCAUGGCGAAAGAGGAAGAGAGAGGAAAAGAUUGCCGAGUGAGGACAGCUUGGGUUUUUCUUUUCAAUUUGGGCAAAAUGAUGUACAUGUUGUUGAAAAGCCUUUUUAGUUGAUUUGCUAUGAGUCAUGACUAUCUGAUUUGAUUGAAUGGGCCUCAUCACUUAGCUUUAUUUUUAAAGCCCAAUUCCAUAAUACUUUUUUAUAAGUGUUUUACGUGUGUAUUAUAGAAAUCAUAUUGUCUUGUAAUUUUCUAACUUAUGCAAAAUAAAUAAUAAAAUUACAAUAAGCAGAUUGCAACUUACGAAAAUGGUGAUUGCAGCCGUCAUGGGACAUGGGGUAUGAUUUAGUCUUUUUCCUUUUGACUUAUUUAAGAAAGAAUUAAAAAUAAAAAAAUUAAUUAAGCAACAAGUUAGCUUAUAGCAAGGAUUAGGUCUUCACAAUAGUUAAUUAAAUAACCUUGUACAACAGAUGGAACGAGUCCCUGGGACUUAAAUGGUGAAAAACCAACCUCAGCCUUUCCUUUUGUUUUCCCUCUUCACUUGCCUAUUUUUUAGCUUUAUCUUUCCAUUUAUUCCCCAAUUCCAAAUACAAAUCUCACAUCACAAUUAAUCAUCACUCUUCAUUUUUCCAACAUCACCAGUAAGAGAGUAAAAUGAAUGAUGAUCAUGGCCUUCAUCAUAAUCAACAUCAUCAUCAAUACCACCAAAGUUACUCAGAUGGGCCAAGUGGGCUUGACGGAGGAAGCCCAGAAAGCCCAUUAUGUUUAAAGAACAACCCCACUACUAAUACUUCCAAAACUCAGCACCCCAUCAAUACAAACAACAAAGAACAAGACAGGUUCCUCCCCAUAGCUAACGUUGGUCGAAUCAUGAAGAAAAUGAUCCCUGGAAACGGAAAAAUCUCCAAAGACGCAAAAGAAACCGUUCAAGAAUGUGUCUCUGAGUUCAUAAGCUUCGUUACUGGAGAAGCCUCCGACAAAUGCCAGAGAGAAAAGAGGAAGACAAUCAAUGGAGACGAUAUCAUCUGGGCUAUCACAACUCUAGGUUUCGAGAACUAUGUAGGCCCUCUCAAAGUUUACCUCGAAAAGUAUCGAGAAAUCGAAGGCGAAAAGCUUAACAUUCCCAAACAACAGCGAAGUACUGAUCAACAAAGGCAACUUAUUCAUCAACAGCAGCAACAACAAUUAUUAUUAGACCAUCAUCAUCAUCAUCAAGAUCAACAAAGCAGUAAUCAUCUACUCCCCAACUUUAAUGCUUUGUAUUCGUCCACAAAUCUGAUACCCCAGCCGCCUUUUGUGGCCACAGAACAUCAGCAGUUUCCGGGCUUGCCUGUGUUCUCACCUAGUUCUAUUCCAAAGCUGCAUCCACAAGAUGUAGACUCAUGAUCCUUACGUUUGCAUUGAAUGGGAUUUGCAGGUUUUGGGAUCAUGACGAUCAUAUCUCUCUCACUUCUGAAUAGUUUUUAUAUGCUUUUUUUUUUUUUAAAAAAAAAAAAAUGAAUGGAAAAAAGAAAGUAAAUCAUAUGUUAAGUUCUAGGUUUUACUUUUGAUCAUACAUUUGUUGUCAUUUUUUAUCUGUUCAAAAUAUAUAUAGAUUCUUAUAAAAAUUACCCAUAGGAAGGCGAUAUUUAAAUAAGUUUAUGGCUAUUUUUUUAAGGAUGUUUGCAAACCUUAGAGAAACACAUGAAAAUUAGGAUAUUGUUUUUAUAAAAAUAUUAAAGGAGUUCUAAACAAA
Cannabis sativa is the source of this 1748-nucleotide messenger RNA. Its product is annotated as nuclear transcription factor Y subunit B-7. Gene Ontology annotation, biological process: regulation of transcription by RNA polymerase II. Gene Ontology annotation, cellular component: nucleus; CCAAT-binding factor complex. Gene Ontology annotation, molecular function: RNA polymerase II cis-regulatory region sequence-specific DNA binding; DNA-binding transcription activator activity, RNA polymerase II-specific; protein heterodimerization activity. The record is from RefSeq and is a predicted model, not a curated record. The coding region runs from base 668 to 1399 and encodes 243 amino acids. Lineage: Eukaryota; Viridiplantae; Streptophyta; Magnoliopsida; Rosales; Cannabaceae. The transcript has a single exon.